AUGAAUUCAAAUUUCAAUGAAGAUUUAAAUUUAAGUUCUUUUAAUAGAAAUUUAAAUGAUGCUAAUAAAGUAGAUGAUGCUAAUAAAGUAGAUGAUACUAAAAAUAAUGAUACUAAAAAAGUAGAAAAUGAAGAAAAUGAUAAUAAUUAUAGUAAUGAAAAUAAAUUAGAAAAUAGUUCAGAUGAUAAUAUUAAAGAAGAAUUAACAGAUGAUGAUGAAGUAAAUGAAAAAAUUUUAAAUAAAGAAAAUAAAAAUUUAAAGAAAUCAAAUAUUGAAAAUGAUAAUUCAAAAACAGAUGAUGAUGAAGUAAAUGAAAAAAUUUUAAGCAAAGAAAAUAAAAAUUUAAAGAAAUCAAAUAAUAAAAAGAUUAAAUCUGAAUUAAGUAAAGAAAAAUCCAAAUCUAAAUUUAGUGAUUUGUUUAGUCGUAAUCAAAAAUCUGAUUUAAGUAUGAAAAAUAUUUCAGAACCUAGAAAACAGCUAAUUGAGGAAUUAAGUCAAACUAAAUCAGUUAAGAAGCCUUCUAAAUUACCAAAAGAUAUUAAUGAGAACAUAAAAUCAUCAGAAAAUCUAAAGAAAGAAAUUGAUACUCCAAUUAUUCCAAAAGAUGAUAAAAGUGGAUUGGUUGGAAUGUUAUUAAAUCCACAACAUCAAACAAAGGAAGGUGUCUUGAAUAAAAAGGACUCAGCAGACAUGUUAAAGAUUCUAGAAAACUUUAAAAAACAACUAAUAGAAAUGAAUAAUCAAAUAGAAGCUUUUAAAAAGAUAUUAAAACCUUUUAUAAUUGAAGAAAAUCACGGUGAAGAUAAAAAGAACGAAAAAGACAAUUCAACUGAAAUCAUGAACGUAAAAAUAUUUGAAGUGAUGGGUCAAUAA
Molecule: messenger RNA, 873 nt
Organism: Hepatospora eriocheir
Lineage: Eukaryota; Fungi; Microsporidia; Hepatosporidae
Source: the annotation of a GenBank genome assembly